Messenger RNA from Oryza sativa Japonica Group (Japanese rice), 1796 nucleotides. The record is from RefSeq and is a predicted model, not a curated record. NCBI's taxonomy places the organism in Eukaryota, Viridiplantae, Streptophyta, Magnoliopsida, Poales, Poaceae.
AUAUUGAAAGGGGGGAAAGUAGAUACUCACACUGUUACUACACAAAAUAGGCUCACUCUUCCUACAACGGGACAUGCGUUAUUUGAUUAUUUCUCUCUUCGCCGUUCUAAACACAUUAAAUUCUUCUAAUGAUGGCCGUAUCUCGUGAGCGUAGGGUCGCUCAACCAGUGCCUCGCUAAUCCUAGACAUGCCCAACGAUGCGCAGUAUAUCAACCACAGAGAGAGGGAGUAGUAUAAACCUACACCCCCUCUAGCGUUGAGAGAGAGAGAGAGAGAGGAUGUUUUGAGAGAGCACAGCUAGAAGCUUGGCUUCUCGCAACAAGUGCUGCAUCUCUAGUGAGCGAGUGAGUGAGAGAGACAGCCUUGGCCUUGGCGUUGGUGGUGUAGCUCCAGCCUCCAAGCAUCCAUCCAUGCUUACAUAAGUCAGACAGGGAGGGAGGACCGGAAGGAGGAGGAGAGAAAAAGCGAAGCUUUGGUUCUUUCUUUGCACCACCGGUUGCCUCCGUUGAUCUCCUUGUCGAUCGCCGGAAGCAAACCGUUGUUGGUGAUGGGCAGCGGCGGCGGUGGCUGCGGCAGGAACGGCGCUGUGAGGCAGUACAUCAGGUCCAAGGUGCCGAGGCUGAGGUGGACCGGGGAGCUCCACUGCAGCUUCGUCCAAGCCAUCGAAUUCCUCGGUGGCCAAGACAAGGCUACACCUAAGCUCAUUCUUCAGCUCAUGGGGGUGAAGGGGCUGACCAUAUCUCAUGUCAAGAGCCACCUCCAGAUGUACAGAUGCUCCAGGCUCGGCUCCCAUGGCACGGGAAGGAGAUCAGAGAUGCAACCACAGCUGCAAAGGAAGCACUCAUGUGGUGCUGAUGAGCAAGUCCCCAGAGAAUUCCUGUGCCCCCCUCUGAAAAGGACCAGGAUGGGGACAGAAGCCACAUACAAAGGCAUGCAAGGAAGCCAAGGAAUCAGUGAGAUGAGGACUACUGGCACCCAGUACUGCAUUGAUGAUUACAUGCAAGCCAUGGCAAUGGAGAGGAGAAUAAAGGAGGAGGGCCUCAGAUGGCAGAGGGAUGCUGCUGCUGCUGCUGCUGCAGAUGGUGGUGCUGCUGCUUCCAACCUCCAAACCGUGGGAUGUUCGGUGCAAGAAUCUGACCCCUUUAAGAUCAUCAAACCAGAAGUGCACCAUCUUGGUCCCGUGUUGAAGCUGCAAUGCUCCAAGGUGGAGAACAGUGGAUUCAUCUCCAGCAGCACCGGCACGGCUGCAAGGGAUCAACCGGAGCCGCCGCCGCUGGAGAAAUGUUCGCUGUCACUCUCCCUCGGUCCAGACCCCAAAUGCAUGCCGGCGAUCGCCUCGUCGCCGAGCGAAAGCAGCUGCAUCCUCUCGUCGUCGUCCAGGAGCUUCAGCGACUGCUCCGGGAACUCAGGUUGUCUUGUUGCCCCGGGUGUGAACUUGGAACUCUCCAUGUCCAUCUGUGGAUCUUAGACCUUGGUUCCAGUAAUCCAGUUUUUGUACAUCAGUCAGUCUCACAUGUCGGUUUUGAACUUUUAAUCACCUGCUUCAGUGUUGAUACGGUGAUACCCUGAUCAUGUUAGGAAGUUAGCCAAUUGCAAGAUGUCAGUGUAGGGCCUUGAGUAUGCAGUGCAAUGAUCCUAAAUCCUAAUUAGCAGUCCACCUCCAGUACGUGUAUACAGUAUAAGUGGCAAAGUUCUCUAGCUCCAUCCAGAGUAUCACUGUCGUACUGUUGCUUUCAGGCUUCAGCACCAAAGAACAGAAAAAAGAAAGGCGAGAUUCUUGCCGCCUCACAACAUCU